Messenger RNA from Numida meleagris (helmeted guineafowl), 12810 nucleotides. RefSeq names its product vacuolar protein sorting 13 homolog C (gene VPS13C). The record is from RefSeq and is a predicted model, not a curated record. Gene Ontology annotation, cellular component: extrinsic component of membrane. Gene Ontology annotation, biological process: protein retention in Golgi apparatus; mitochondrion organization; protein targeting to vacuole. Bases 106 to 11250 code for a protein of 3714 amino acids. The transcript is spliced from 83 exons. Lineage: Eukaryota; Metazoa; Chordata; Aves; Galliformes; Numididae.
ACGCGCCUGGCGCUCCCUCGCGCCGCGCCCCGCCGCCCCUCCUUCCCUCCCCUCCCCGCUGCUCUCCGCUCCCGGUGGGCCGCGGACGGCGGGCCCGCCUCCGCCAUGGUGCUGGAGUCGGUGGUGGCGGAUCUGCUGAACCGCUUCCUGGGCGACUAUGUGGAGAACCUGAACAAAUCCCAGCUCAAGUUGGGCAUAUGGGGGGGUAAUGUGGCACUUGACAACUUACAAAUAAAGGAGAAUGCGCUAAGUGAGCUGGAUGUGCCUUUCAGAGUCAAAGUUGGCCACAUAGAUAAACUGACUCUGAAGAUUCCUUGGAAGAACCUGUAUGGUGAGGCAGUUGUUGCAACUCUAGAGGGCUUAUAUCUUCUUAUAGUUCCUGGAGCAAGCAUUAAAUAUGAUGCAGAGAAGGAAGAAAAAUACUUGCAAGAUAAUAAACAAAAGGAGUUGGCCAGAAUUGAGGAAGCCUUGCAGAAAGCAGCCGAAAAAGAUAAACCGAAGGAGGAGAAGAAGGAUACUUUCUUGGAAAAGCUUGCAACUCAAGUUAUAAAAAAUGUCCAAGUCAAGAUCACAGGCAUUCAUGUUAAAUAUGAAGAUGAUAUUACAGAUCCACAGUGUCCAAUUUCUUUGGGAAUGACAUUGGGCGAGCUUAGCUUAUUGACAGCAAAUGAGAACUGGAAACCUUCAAUCCUAAAUGAUGCUACAAAAAUAAUUUACAAGCUGUUAUGCUUGGACAGCCUCAGUGCUUACUGGAAUGUACACAGCAAAAUGUACUAUCGUGGCUCCCAUGAACAAAUACUGGAUCAACUGAAAAGAGGAAUCCCGUGUGGUGAUAACCAGCCUCAAGACUACCAGUACAUUUUUAGACCAAUAUCAGCCUCUGCAAGAGUCUUUAUCAACCCAAAUGCAGAAGUAGAACUGAAAACUCCCAAGCUUGAUUGUAAUGUAGAAGUACAGAGGAUUGCUAUUGAACUCACAAAGCCACAGUACCUCAGCAUGAUUGACCUUCUGGAGUCCAUAGAUUACAUGGUUCGCAACGCACCGUACAGAAAGUUCAGGCCAAAUGUAUCUCUCCAUAAAAAUGCCAGGCAGUGGUGGAAAUACGCAGGUGACAGUGUUCUUGAAGUUCACAUAAAAAGACGUACUCGUAUGUGGUCAUGGAAUAACAUAAAACAGCAUAGGCAGCUUCUGAAGACUUACAAAAAUGCGUACAAGAACAAACUGACACAGAGCAAACCAUCAGAAGAAACACAGAGACAAAUUCAGGAACUAGAAAGAAAGCUUGAUGUCUUCAAUAUAGUCCUAGCAAGACAACAGGCGCAAGUUGAGACAAUAAGAUCAGGACAGAAAUUACUGAAGAAGAAAGCCACUGAAGCUGAGAAAAAAAGUGGAGGAUGGUUUAGUGGUUUCUGGGGUAAGAGAGAAUCUCGAAAAAAGGAAGAUGAGGAAUCAUCUGUUCCUGAAACUAUCGAUGAACUAAUGACACCAGAAGAGAAGGCUAAACUUUUUACUGCUAUUGGUUAUAGUGACAGCUCCUAUCACCUUUCCUUACCAAAACAGUACAUCGCCCAUAUUGUGACAUUGAAGCUGGUAAGCACUUCUCUUACAAUCAAAGAAGAUGAGAAUGUGGCAGAAACUCUUAAAGUACAGAUCAUUGAUUUGAGUACAAACAUAUCACAACGUCCAGGAGCACAAGCCAUUAAGGUGGAAGCAAAGCUUGAAAACUGGUAUGUUACAGGCCUGAGACAAGAAAAUGUUGUACCAUCACUUGUGGCUUCCAUUGGGGACAGCAAGUCUUCUCUACUUAAGAUAGAGUUUAAUAUUAACCCAGAAGAUAGUACUGCUGAUCAGAGUCUCAGUAUUGAAUCACAGCCUGUGGAAAUAAAAUACGAUGCAAAAACUAUAAAUGCGAUGGUAGAAUUCUUUCAGACAAGUAAGGGAAUGGAUCUUGAAAGAUUAACAUCAGCCACAUUAAUGAAGCUCGAAGAAAUCAAGGAAAGAACUGCUACAGGAUUAGUUCAUAUUAUCGAAAUGAGGAAAGUCCUUGACUUGAAGAUUCACCUGAAACCUUCCUACCUUGUGGUUCCACAGACAGGUUUCUAUCAUGAAAAUUCAAAUUUGCUGAUUUUGGACUUUGGUACAUUUCAGCUGAACAGCAUAAAUCAAGGCAGUAGUGAAGCUUCUAGUUUUUCAUCUUUAGAGGAGAUUAUGGACAAAGCUUAUGACAAGUUUGAUGUGGAAAUAAAAAAUGUGCAACUUCUUUUUGGAAAAGCAGGUGAAGACUGGAAGAAGGCUCGUUUUCAGCGUUCAUCAACUUUGCAUAUGUUACAGCCUAUGGAUAUUCAUAUACAGCUGGCUAAAUCAAUGGUGGAAAAAGAUACUAGAAUGGCAAAGUUUAAAGUGUCAGGGGGGCUUCCUUUAGUGCACAUCAGGGUUUCUGACCAGAAAAUGAAGGCAAUUUUUGAUCUGAUUGAUAGCAUUCCAGUGCCUCAGACAUCAUCUGUGUCAAUUCCAAGCACAAAGGCAGCAACUAUUCCCACAAUUCCUGUUGAUGCCAAAGGGUUGCUUACUACACACCACUUGUUAGCAGAAAUGGUGUCAGACUCUGAAGAAGAAUAUUUCGAUUUUGAAGAAAGUUGUGAACAAAGUGAUAGGACACUAAGUAAAGGAGAAGAAAUAGGAAGUAAGGAACCUGCUAAAGAGGAACUGACAGAUCUUCAACUGAAGUUUGAAAUUAAAGAGGUUUUGUUAGAACUCACCAGGCAAGAAAAAACUGAGGAAACAGUGCUUGUAUUUGAUGUAAUGCAUCUUGGGACAGAAGCAACUGUCAGAACGUAUAAUUUAGCAGCUGUAUCAUAUUUGAAGACAAUAAGCUUGGAUUACUAUGAAAUUGGAGGAAAAAAAGCACCCCUUCAUCUCAUUAGCUCAUCAGAUAAACCUGGCUUAGACCUUCUGAAGGUAGAAUAUAUCAAGGCUGACAAAAAUGGUCCACACUUUCAGACUAUUUUUGACAACACUGAACAGAAGAUUCAAGUAGCUUUUUCGUCACUAAAUAUUCUGCUGCAUACAGAGGCCCUUAUGUCUGCUGUCAGUUUUCUAACAACUGUUAGUCCAUCAGGAAGUAGAAGUAGUAGAGAGACACCAACUAAAGAAGAAAAACAACGAGAUGACCUUACGCUAAAGAAAGUGACAAGACCUUCUAAGGAUAAGGAUGUCUUUGCCUUCAAGCUUUUUGCCAAGCUGGAUGCCUUUUGUUUAAGUCUUUGUGAUGAGAAAAAGAACAUUGCAGAGAUCAAGAUUCAAGGUCUUGAUUCAUCUCUUCUUCUUCAGUCAAAUCAAACGGAAUUCUUUGCCCGACUAAAGGAUAUAGUUGUCACAGAUGUUGAUACAAGGACCCUUCAUAAAAAAGCUGUAUCUAUAGUAGGAGAUGAAGUUUUCAGUUUCAGUCUGAUAUUAUUUCCAUACGCUACUGAGGGAGAAGCCUAUACUGAUAUGUCAAAAGUGGAUGGUACCGUAUCUUUGAAAGUAGGCUGUAUUCAAAUAGUAUACCUUCACAAAUUUCUUGUAUCUUUGCUGGCCUUCUUGAACAACUUCCAGACAGCUAAGGAGGCACUGAGUGCUGCUACGGUCCAAGCUGCGGAAAAGGCUGCUACCAGUGUAAAAGAUCUGGCUCAAAGGAGCUUUCGACUUGCCAUGGACAUUCACUUAAAAGCACCGGUUAUAGUCAUUCCUCAGUCCUCAGUUUCCUUCAAUGCUAUAGUAGUAGAUCUUGGCUUGAUUAAGGUUCAGAACCAGUUUAGCUUGGUGUCUCCAGAAGGCAGUUUGCUUCCUCCAGUCAUUGACAAAAUGGAUGUGCAGCUGACUAAGCUGAAACUGUCUAGAACCACUAUGGAGGCAGGUUUAUCGCAUCAGGACAUUCAGAUACUUCGCCCUAUUAAUUUGAGCCUGUCUGUCAGUCGGAAUCUAGCUGCAGCUUGGUUUCACAAAUUGCCAAUAUUGGAGAUCACAGGGUAUCUGGAUGCAAUGAAUGUUGUAGUAAGUCAAGAGGAUUUGAAUGUCUUCCUCAAAGUGUUGACAGAAAACCUUGGUGAAGCAGAAGAAAAACAAACUAAUGCAAAACAAGUACUGCAAGAGGAAGGUAAAAACAAAGGAAGGGAGAAAUCGAUCUUGAUGCAGAAUAAGAGCGUUUCAGAAGGAACACUGUCUGAAAAGAGAAAAGGAACAUUAAAUGAAGAUGUUAUCAAUGUGCUGCUUAAUUUUGAAAUCAAAGAGGUUGUAAUAACCUUGAUGAAACAAGUUCAGAAGGAGAGGUAUCCAUUACACAUUCUAAAUGUACUGCAGCUUGGAACUGAAACCAAAAUCAGAAAUCAUGAGUUGACUGCAGCAGUAUAUCUGAAAAAAAUCAUUAUGAAAUGCACUGAAAUAACUGACUCAAAUGGAGAUCCUCUCUGUAUUAUUAAUUCUUCAAGUAAGACAGAUGAACCUCUUCUGAAAAUGGAAUACAUUAAGGCAGAUGCAGAUGGACCUGAUUUUGUUACUAGUUACAGUAGCACCAAGCAAAACAUUGAUGUUGUCUUUUCAUGUUUGGAUAUAGUACUUCACACAGAGGCUUUAAUUUCCAUCAUGAGUUUUCUCACCUUCAGUGUUCCAUCAGGUGCUCUUCCCAGCACUGAUAAAGCACCAGACCACAAACCUCAAACAGAUGAAAAAGAAAAAGAAAGUGCCCUCAGACCAGCCUCUAGUAAUGAUACCCAUGAUGAUAUCUGUGAGUUCAAACUUACUGCAAAUCUAAAUGCCUUCAAUAUUUCAGUCUGUGAUCAGACUUGUAGAAUUGCAGACAUUAGAAUACAAGGAAUGGAUGCAUCUGUAGCUAUGAAAACUAAAAAGAUAGAAGUGUUCUCCAGACUUGAAGACAUCAUAAUUACAAACGUUGAUCCGAAAACAAUCCAUAAAAAGGUGGUCACCAUUGUAGGAGAUGAAGUCUUCAGAUUUCAAAUGUCACUUUAUCCAGAUGCUACUGCAGGAGAAGCCUAUGUUGAUAUGUCAAAGGUGGAUGGUAAAAUGUCUCUGAAAGUGGGCUGCAUCCAAAUAGUUUAUCUACAUCAAUUCUUCAUGUCUCUCUUGAACUUCCUAAACAACUUCCAAGCUGCCCAAGAAGCCCUGAAUGCAGUCACCGUCCAGGCGGCGGAAAUGGCUGCUUCCAGCAUGAAAGACUUUGCUAAGAAGAGUUUCCGUCUCUUAAUGGAUAUCAACUUGAAAGCUCCAGUUAUAGUUGUUCCUGAAUCUUCAACUUCCUGUAAUGCUUUGGUAGCUGAUCUUGGCUUAAUCAGAGUUCAGAAUGAAUUCAAAUUUGUGUCUUCAGAUGAAUCUUCCCUUCCUCCAGUCAUUGACAACAUGGACGUGCAGCUAACUCAUUUGAAACUAUCAAGAUGCAUUUUAUCUGCAGAUUCUCAACCAGAUUCUGAAAUUCUCUGUCCUGUGAGUUUGACUUUACUGGUCCAGAGAAAUUUAGCAGCAACUUGGUAUCAUAAAACUCCAACGAUUGGCAUCAAAGGAGACCUAAAACCAAUGCAGAUAGCUCUCAGUCAAGAUGAUCUAACUGUUGUCAUGAAAAUUUUACUUGAGAACCUUGGAGGAGCUUCUUCCCAGCCAAAUACUGUGCAACAGAGCACUGAAGAUAACCAGAUGGUUAGAAAAGGGAAGGUUCCAGAUGAAUCUGGUAUCUCUGAGGGACAAGAAAACGUUUCUACAUCUCAGUCUUCUGCAGAAUGUUAUACAGUGCUUAGAUUUGACUUCAAUUUUCAGUCGCUUUCAGUAACUCUCUACAAUAGUGACAUGAAUCAGAAGUCCCUGCUUUCUCUACAUAAUGAGAAAUUACGUCUUGGUGAACUCCGACUGCAUCUCAUGGCAUCAUCAGGGAAGAUAUCUUCUGAUGGUUCAGUGGAUGUGAGUGUUAAACUUAAGGCAUGUACUCUGGAUGAUCUUAGGGAAGGAAUUCAGAAUGUGACAGCAAGAAUGAUAGACAAGAAAGAUGACACAAAUGACAGUUCUAUGAUAGAUAUGAGUUACAAACAGGAUAAAAAUGGAACUGAAGUUGUUGCUAUCCUUGACAAGCUGUACGUGUGUGCCAGUAUGGAGUUCUUACUGGCAGUAGCAGAUUUUUUCAUUAACUCCAUGCCAACAUCCUCAACAGAACGAUCAACACAGCUCCAUUUGAAGAAUGUUACUUCUGGUAAAUCAAAGCCAGAAACAGAAAUACCUGUAUGGCCAAAUACGAAAGUAAAAGCUGUGAUCAUGGAUCCAGAAAUUGUGUUUGUUGCUAAUUUGACCAGUGCUGAUGCCCCUGCCUUAAAAGUUUCCUUCCAAUGUGACUUUUCUCUGACAUUGGGAAAGCUUGCACAAAGGAUGACUGCUCAAGUGAAGGACUUCAAAGUAUUGGCUUGUGCUUUUCUCAGAGAAAAACAAGACAAGAGUGUAACUAAGGUGUUACAACCAUGUUCUUUGGUCAUGGAAAACAUGAUGCAUGUUUCAGGGUUGCAGACUGUGGUUGUAACAAUAGAAGAGCUUACUAUAAAGAUCUCACCAAUAAUUCUGAAUACUGUGGUGACCAUUAUGGCUGCCAUAAAACCAAAAACAACAGAGGAGGAUUCUAAAGGAGCAACUGAAGUUCCUGAAAAUUUGUGGCAAGUGAAGCCUAUAGAUCAGUGCAAUGCUUGGUUUCUUGGUGUUGAUGUAGCCACAGAAGCAACAGAAACUUUUAAGGACCGUGAACAUGCUGUGAAACAAGAGAAGUUUGACAUUGUAGUGAAAUCUGUUCAGAUCACCUUGGAAUGUGGGCUGGGACAUCGUACUGUCCCCUUAUUGUUAGUAGAGUCUGCAUUUUCAGGUGUCAUUAAGAACUGGUCCUCACUGAUGGAAGUCUCUGCUGAUAUGUCGCUGGAGAUUCAUUAUUACAAUGAAACUUAUGCAGUGUGGGAACCUCUAAUUGAAAGAAUUGAAGGAGGAAGGAAGCAAUGGAGUUUAAAGCUGGAAAUGAAGACUAACCCUGUCCAAGAAAGAAGUUUGAUGCCUGGAGAUGACUUCAUCGUUUUUCCUGAGCCACAAACUGCAGUUAACAUCUCUUCAAAGGAUACAAUGAAUAUAACAAUAUCCAAAUGUUGUCUUGCUGUAUUCAGUAAUUUAGCCAAGGCAUUUUCGGAAGGGACUGCAUCUACAUUUGACUAUUCCUUUAAAGAUACAGCUCCUUUCAUAGUGAAAAACGCCCUUGGUGUUCCUCUCAAAGUGUUUCCUAGCUCCAGUUUUCGGAUCGUUAAUUCAGCUGAAAAAGAAAAUGUGCACUGUGUAGAAAGUGGUCAGAACAUGGAACUGGAGUACUCGGUUUUUGAAGCUCCUCAACACAGAAAGCUGUCUGCGUUGUACCGACAGGAGAGCUCUGUCUUCUCUUUAAAUUUAGAACUGGAAGGAUACAAAGAAGUGGUAAACAUUCCCAUUGCCAAACCAGGUCGACGACUGUACAACAUAAAAUGCCUUCUUGAUGGUCAUUCAGAUUCUAUCAUUGUACAGGUUGAUGCUACAGAAGGAAAUAAGGUUAUUACUGUGCGAUCUCCUCUACAGAUUAAGAACCACUUCUCCAUCCCAUUUGUAAUCUAUAAACUGGCUAGAGACUCCAGAUUGCUGGAGCCAAUUGGCAUAUCCAAGCCUGAAGAGGAAUUUCAUGUUCCUUUACAUUCAUACAGGUGUCAUCUGUAUGUUCGACCAACGGGGAUAUUAGAGGGUCAGUUCAGAGAGUCUACAACUAAUAUUGCUUGGAGAGAAGAGCUCCAUAGGAGCAAUGAAGUAAAGUGCUUGUUACAGUGCCCAGACACCGAGCCAAAUUUCUUGCCUCUAAUAGUCAGCACAACAGCAGUACCUGAUCAGUUAAACUAUAUUUCAGCAUAUGGAGAGGAAUGGGAUCCUGCCUACAUUAUCCACCUUCACCCUACACUGACUGUGAGGAAUCUUCUGCCAUACUACUUAAGAUAUUUACUGGAGGGAACAGCAGAAGCUCGUGAAUUGCAGGAAGGGAGCGCUGCAGAUGUUUUUCAUUCCAGAAUCAAUGGGGAAAUAAUGGAGCUUGUGUUGAUAAAAUAUCAAGGCAAAAACUGGAAUGGCCAUCUUAAAAUUCAUGAAGGAAUGCCUGAAUUUUUUUCAGUAUGUUUUACAUCCCAUUCUGCAACAGUGAUGACAGUGGACUUGUACAUACAUACCAGGCGAAUUGGAAGCCGUAUGAUCUUAUCUGUCUUCAGUCCUUACUGGAUAAUCAACAAGACUUCUCGUAUUCUUCAGUAUCGAGCUGAAGACAUUCAUGUGAAGCAUCCAGCAGAUUACAGAGAUAUUGUUUUGUUCUCCUUUAAGAAGAAAAACAUUUUCAGUAAAAAUAAGAUCCAGUUAUGUAUUUCAACGAGCACUUGGUCCAGUAGCUUUUCCCUUGAUACUGUAGGAAGCUAUGGAUGUGUCAGGUGUUCAGCUAACAACAUGGAAUAUCUGGUUGGAGUCAGUAUCAAAAUGAGCAGUUUUAACCUUACCAGGAUAGUUACCUUCACUCCAUUCUACACAAUAGCAAACAAAUCUUCUCUGGAGCUAGAAGUUGGUGAAAUUGGUCCUAAUGGCUCUCUUCCAACUAACAAAUGGAAUUAUAUCUCAACUUCAGAGUGUCUUCCAUUCUGGCCUGAAAACUCAUCUGGUGAACUUUGUGUAAGAGUAGUUGGCUUUGAAAGUGCAUCCAAACCAUUCCUGUUUAAAGUCCCAGAUAAUGGCACGCUGCUGAAGCUGGAAGAAUUGACAGGGGGCUUAUUGGUAGAUGUGAAUGUGACAGAGCACUCUACUCUUAUAAGCUUCUCAGAUUACCAUGAGGGAGCUGCUCCAGCUCUUAUUGUUAACCAUACUUCAUGGGAUUCCCUCAGAUAUAAACAGAGUGGAUUACAGGAGGAAAUGGAGUUGAAACCAAAGCAAGUAUGCCUGUUUGCAUGGACAGAUCCAACUAAAACAAGAAAAUUGUCUUGGGGCUACUCUCAAAGCUUUGGUGAACAUGAUCUACUGAAGGAUGAAUGUGGCCAAUUUCCAUACAAUGCAAAUACUCAGAUACACUGGGUUUCUUUCCUGGAUGGUCGCCAACGGGUGCUGCUUUUCACAGAUGAUGUUGCAUUGGUUUCCAAAGCAUUACAAGCUGAAGAGCUAGAGCAGCCUGAUCAAGAAAUAAACUUGUCAAUUCACAGUCUUGGACUUUCUCUUGUUAACAAUGAAAAUAAGAAAGAAAUCUCUUACAUAGGAAUUACUAGUUCUGGUGUUGUUUGGGAACAGAAACGGAAGCAGAAAUGGAAGCCAUUUAAUCAAAAACAAAUAAACCUACUGGAACAAGCCUAUCAGAAGUAUCUUUGUAAGAGUGCUUUCCAAGGUCCAGGUUGGCAUAAGCUAGACAACAGUACAGAGGUGAAUUUUAGUAAGGUCCCAAUGGAAAUGCGCCUCCCAGUUAAAUGCAGCAUCCGACGUAACUUCCUGUCAGGAAUUCAAGUUGAAUUCAAGCAGUCACCUCACCAAAGAAGCUUACGAGCUCAGUUGUAUUGGCUGCAGGUUGAUAAUCAGUUACCAGGAUCGAUGUUUCCUGUCGUGUUUCACCCAGUAGCCCCUCCCAAGUCAAUUGCUUUGGACUCAGAACCAAAACCAUUCAUUGACGUCUGUGUUAUCACUAGAUUUAAUGAGUACAGCAAAGUACUGCAAUUCAAAUACUUCAUGGUUCUUAUCCAGGAAAUGGCACUGAAAAUUGACCAAGGGUUUUUAGCAGCACUUAGUGAACUUUUUACUCCAUCUACAGAUCCAGAAGCUGAAAGGCAAAGGUCUAAACUAAUUCAGGAAGAUAUGGAUGCACUUAACACUGAACUAAUGGAGUCUUCCUUGACAGACUUGUCAAUGCUGAGCUUUUUUGAGCUAUUUCAUAUUUCUCCGAUUAAGUUGCAUUUGAGUCUGUCUCUCGCUUCUGGUGGAGAAGCAUCAGAUAAGAGUGAAGAAAUGAUAGCCAUCCAUUCUCUUAAUUUACUUUUGAAAAGUAUUGGAGCUACUCUAACAGAUGUGGAUGAUCUUAUUUUCAAACUUGCAUUCUUUCAAAUUAAAUAUCAGUUCUACAAGAGAGACCAACUGAUGAAGAGAGCUGUUAGACAUUAUAGCGAACAAUUCCUGAAACAGAUGUAUGUUCUUGUACUUGGGUUAGAUGUUCUUGGAAACCCAUUUGGCUUAAUCAGAGGUCUGUCUGAAGGAGUUGAAGCUUUCUUUUAUGAGCCUUUCCAGGGUGCUGUUCAAGGACCUGAAGAAUUUGCUGAGGGCUUUGUAAUUGGUGUUAGAAGUCUUCUCGGACAUACAGUGGGUGGUGCUGCAGGGGUGGUGUCUAGGAUCACUGGUUCUGUAGGGAAAGGUUUAGCAGCCAUUACUAUGGAUAAAGAAUAUCAGCAAAAACGGAGAGAGGAAAUGGGUCGUCAGCCAAGAGACUUCGGCGACAGCCUGGCCAAAGGAGGAAAAGGCUUGUUACGGGGUGUUGUUGGGGGUGUGACAGGAAUAAUUACUAAACCUGUAGAAGGGGCUAAAAAAGAAGGUGCAGCUGGGUUCUUUAAAGGAAUUGGAAAGGGACUUGUAGGAGUGGUUGCUCGCCCAACGGGUGGCAUCGUAGAUAUGGCCAGCAGUACCUUCCAGGGAAUUCAAAGGGUGGCAGAAUCAACAGAAGAAGUACCUAAUCUCCGCCCUCCACGUCUCAUUCACGAAGAUGGCAUCAUCCGGCCAUACGAUAGGGUGGAAGCCGAGGGUUAUGAUUUAUUUGAGAAAUUACACAUAAGAAAGCUGGAAAAAGAGAACUACCGAUACCACUGUGCACUUCCAAGAGGCCGAAGGGCAGCAAACCUUAUUGUUACCAAUAGGAGGGUGAUAUAUGUAAAAGAGGUGGAAAUCUUAGGUCACUUAUCAGCAGAGUGGGAUUACUUAUUUGAAGACUUUAUACGCUGGCCUACCUGUGAAGGGAAUGUUUUAAAACUAACUGUUUCGGAUCAAGGGAUGUUCCAAAGGAAGGACAGUGUAGGUCAUGAAUGUGUAAAGGCAGUUCAACUUCAGGAUGAAGCUACAGCAAGGAGCGUUUGUGUUGCCAUUGAGGAAGCAUGGGCAACGAGAAAACAACAAAAUCUGGUGAAGCAAGCGUCGCUGCGGUUGAAGAAACCACAAAUGCUGUCUUGAUAAUAACAGGAUUUGUCGGGUUUGACCUUUGGCAUACAAUCUUAUCAUUAAAGUUGAUUUGAAACAACAUACAAGCAUUUUGCAGAAAAUACAGAUGAAAUAACCGAGGUCUUCCUUUGCUGUUAAUUGUCAUAACUCUUUAUUUUAAAAAGCUAUGUGUUUUGCCAAAACUAUGGAUUUUGUUACUAGAUAAGCAUCUAAAAUUUACAACUUGUGAUAAAAAGUUUUCCUACUCUGAAAUUUCCUUUUCUGCUUCUUUUUUUGUAAAUAGGUUCUCUAAGAUAAAAUGGUUAUCUAAUUUGUGCUCUAAGGUUGUGGUUUACAGGCACAUUGCAGUGAUCACGGUUCUAGCAUUUUGCAAACUCAAGUACUUAAGUAAGUAAAAACCAGUUAAAAACUUAAUUUUAAGCAACAUUCUGUUAAAGAUAAACAAUGUAGCUACUCUAAUUUAAUCUGUCUGCUUAGUUUCCUGAAAGUGCUGUGCUAGAGUAACAUAAAAAUGACUAUGAAAUGAAUGAAAUAGACUACUGCUGCAUAGAGGUAUUUACUUUCGAAUGUUGUCGUUUAUACUGCAAAUAUAAAUCUGCACUUUAAAGAUGGAAAAUACUAUUUAUCUGUCAUGAGAAUGUAUAUGUUUUUGGUUAUAUCACGAUAGAUAAAAGAAUUCUCCAGGAGGAACUGUAUAGUUUUUAGAAAAUAUUGUAUGCCAAAUGCAUAAAUCAAAGCAAUUUGAUUUAUUUUGUUUUCAGUAUUUCAGUGUAUAGCUAUUUCACUGCAAGAGUACCAUCUAAGUCACUUCUCAUAUUACUUUCUGUUGCAGUUUUUCUUCUUGAGGACUCUUAGAAUACAGUUUAGUAAGAUACUUAAGCAUAUUCAAAGCAUAGUUCUUAAUGGGAUGGAUAAUCCUGCAGACGUCAUUGAGACAAGUUCUGUUCUUAACACAAGGCAUACACAAGGUAACUGUCUGUGUCAGAGACUGUGAGAGCAAAAGGGUUUCAGUUCAAUGAACUUAGUUUAUUAAGCGCUCUUGCUAAAGUGCCCUUACAUAUACCUACUCUUAAAAAUGUGUUAUUCCCAUCAUAUUUCACUUAAAGACCAUCAGUGAAUGAUUUCUAUUUCUUUUCUCUUUUUACUUUAUUUUAUCAUUUUGUACUGGAUAUGACCUCAGAAUAAAAAUGGCAAUAUUCUUGCAUAGAUCUGUUUUGUAAGUGGAGCAAUUGUGAGAGCUAGGCCUGGGUUUUUGACCUUUCCUUAUAUUUAAGGGCUAGUGGAUUCUAUAAAUGUGCUCUGAACUCACAGCUAUGAUCUCAUAAAAAUUAGAGAGCUUAAGAUAGUUGAUCCAAUUGAAGAUAGUUGAAUCCAAUUAAGAUAGUUGAAUCCAAUGAUUCAAUUGCUAUGAGGGGGAGAAAUGUGGUAUACAAUGUUUGUUGUUGAUUCUGUGAUAACACCUAUUUUCUACAUUCUACUUAAACAUUAAUGAGAUCUGCUACCUAAGUUGUAUGUAUUUCAAGCCUUGUUUAAAUGAUAUUAUAUAGAGAGACAAUAAAUUUUUAUAUGCAA